UUCAUCAUGGCGAUGCAUGCGAAGGCGACUCCGCCGCAGAUCCCGGACACCCGCCGGGAGCUCGCUGAACUGGUGAAGAGGAAACAAGAACUUGCUGAGACACUGGUGAACUUGGAAAGACAAAUAUAUGCAUUUGAAGGGAGCUACCUAGAAGACACGCAAAUGUAUGGCAACAUCAUCAGAGGAUGGGACCGAUACCUCACCAACCAAAAGAACUCCAAUAGUAAAACCGAUAGAAGAAAUAGGAAAUUCAAGGAAGCAGAGCGUUUAUUCAGCAAGUCAUCUGUCACGUCAGUUGCAGCAGUAUGUGCACUUGGAGGGAUACCAGAUCACAUGAAUGAGAAACGUGAGGCAGGCAGUGGUACGGAAAGUGAUGCUUCUCCAGAUCUCCAGAACCAGGAGAACGAGCCCAGCCAGGACGAUACAGAAGAUGUGGACUCAACGCUGCAGGACCUUAAGCCUCAGAAGGCUGCAUCCUCCUCCUCCUCAGGCAGCCAUCAUGGGAGCCACAAGAAGAGGAAGAACAAAAACAGACACAGAUUUGACAUGAAGGUUAACAAGAAACCAAGAGCUGAUUAUUCAACUUAACAAAGACGACUGGAACACCUGGACACACAUGAGGACACGUGAAGAGAAACACAAAAUUUAUGGGCUUUGUGAACUUUUUAUGCCUUUUUUUUUUUUUUUUUUUGUUCAAGUUGUCAUAUUUCAGCCUGUACUGUGUGCAUUGCUUGAAACAUUCCCCCUUCCACCUACCUUUGGUCAUGGUUAAUAUUUUGACCUACCAAUUAAGUAGAAAUAUGGUUGUGCAUGUUACUUGAGGCCUGAUGAGGCCCACCUCCAGUAACACACCAUCUUGUAUAGUGUUAAAAAAAGAUUGUAUUUAUUAUGUAGUUAAUUUCCAUGUUUGCCAUUGUGAGAAAGUUUUGCUUUUUGUUAAGCGUCACUUAGUCAUCUAACCCCUGAAUACCCAGGAUUCUUUUAUUACAUGGUUUGUUUUUCAAAAAAAUAAUAAAAUACCAGUAUCGUGA
Molecule: messenger RNA, 1031 nt
Organism: Chelmon rostratus (copperband butterflyfish)
Lineage: Eukaryota; Metazoa; Chordata; Actinopteri; Chaetodontiformes; Chaetodontidae
Gene: meaf6
Product: MYST/Esa1-associated factor 6
Exons: 7
Coding region: 7-588 (193 amino acids)
Cellular component (GO): NuA4 histone acetyltransferase complex
Source: RefSeq, a predicted model, not a curated record